This is a messenger RNA of Dromaius novaehollandiae (emu), 4164 nucleotides long. Its product is annotated as bifunctional apoptosis regulator-like. The record is from RefSeq and is a predicted model, not a curated record. The coding region runs from base 726 to 1952 and encodes 408 amino acids. Lineage: Eukaryota; Metazoa; Chordata; Aves; Casuariiformes; Dromaiidae. The transcript has a single exon.
ACCUACAAUAAAGCAGAAGAGUAAUUAACAAACUUGAGAGAAAAGACCAAUUACAAAUGGUAACAACAGCUACAACCUACAUUGAAGCAAUUCACUGACAAAACCAACUUGGACAGUAAGAGGGAGUGCUAGAUUUAGGGAAAGACUGAGGCAUGCAUUUUCAAAAUGAGAAUGGUCUCAUAGAAGACCAGGUUUUUCAGUGCAACUGAGCAGAACAACUCUAAAUACACUCAGCAAGAAGUGCAAACUUAACAUGGGCAGCUGUAAAAAUGUGAACUGUUCUAGUACUGCACAGCACUAGAUUUUUUUUUAAGGACAUGAAUGCUGGCUAGCCACUUUUCUUGUUGACAUUACUAAACAGUGGCUUUUUCCAAUCCCUGUUAGUAAGCAGAAAUCUGUGUCAAGAUAUAUAAGGAAUAAGAAGCCCCUGUGGUAAAUCACACUGUAACUAGAUGGCAGCCUACAGCACAACCAGGUAGCUAAGGAGUGUCUAACACAUUGUGAGACUCAUUGAUUCCCUGUGAUGCAACUCAUUUGACGCUGAUGACUGGCUGAAGGAGAUGCCACUGACUAGCAGCAAACAGCGUGUGAAGACUGAGGAGUUGAUCCCUCUAGAAACAGAACAGUAAAUCAAUUAUAUGAACUACCAUGGGACUGCUUUCUGAGUUAAUUAUGUUUCACAGCCUUUGAAAAGACAGUGAUGUACUCAGAGUGCAGAGGGCAGUAUGGAGAUGCAAAGGAAACAGAUGGAAAAUGACAGAAACGUGGAAGGUGAUGGAAAGCUUCAAAAUGAAUCUGACAAGUCAACAGGAACGGAUGGUGCCUCCAGAAACCUCCAAAAGUCAGCAGAUGAUUUUCCUUGCUCCUCUUGUAGUGCAGUCCUGGUCACUUCUAACACCCUGAGCAGUGGAGACAACACCUGCCAGCCAUGCCUAAGCUUAUGGCGGAUGAACUCCAAGGAAAAUCACGCUCUGGAAUGCAGACCAUCAGAACCUCGACAGGAACCAGGAGAUCCUUCACAGAUUAGUCCUAUGCUCCACCAAGCGAUGGAAACUUUGUCUCCCAAUAACACUGUAGAAAGAGGCAUGGCUAGGAAGAGGAGUGAUACAGCCCACAAUGUCUUUCAUAAGCAUGGGAAUGGUCAGAAAGUUAGCCAGCAGUGGGGCUGGCUAUUCUUGGGGAUUUUGACCUCUCUAGUUGCUGUAAGUAACAUUCUACGCAUUCAUCUAUGGAUUGAGAACAAACACCCAGUGCAGGAUCCUCUUGCUCACCUGAAGUCUCCUUGUCCUGCAGAGAGCACAAACUACAGUCUAGCUAACAGUAGCCAUAAAGAAACUUUUCUGGUGGAAUUAAAGAAUCUGCAACAUGAAAAGCAACAUUACGGUCUUUGGGAAUACCAGGCUGCAAAACCCAAGCCAUCGCUGUUCCUCCUGCAUGCAUUAAGCACCUCUCCAAGACUUGGGAUAUUGUAUAUAUACUAUUUUGAUUACACAGAAACAUUUCUGCCUUUCAUCCAUACGGUAUGUCCUGUGCAAGAACAUGGAGUGGAUGCACACAAGAAACUUUCAGAUCUUAAACCUCCUACUUGGAAGCAAUGGAGAAAACUUCUGUUUAAGCUCACCUUGGCUUAUCCAUUAGUUGCUGAAUUUGCCUGGAGCUGGCUAGGGAUUCAUUACUGGACAUCAUGGUUUCUUGUUAUCAAUGCCAUGCUACUCUCUCUUCUAGAACUACUGUCCGUUUGGAAUCUCUGGUCAAGAAAAGAAUUGCAAACUAUUCCGUGCAGAGCAUGCAAGCACUUCUGGCACGUGUCCACUCAAGGAUUACUGGGGGCCAUUCUGUGGCAUCUUAUUCCUUCGUUUAUCUGGAAGUAUGUAUUUUAUUGGAAAUUGUACUGUAGUCCAGUCAUAAACUUUCAGAAAAUAGUGAAAAAACUACGGGAUUUGGAAAUGUAAGUAAUGCAAUAAAUAUCUGAGAAGGCCAACUGUAAGGAAAAUACCUAAAUGUUUUGAACUCUGAAGCUGGAACAAGAAAACCCAUUCUCUUUUAAAGAGAAUAAAAAUGCACUGUGUUCUAAAAACCAAUAUAUAUGUUUUGUGUUAUUAGAAUUCAGGGGCCCUAGGUAUUGAUUCUGUUCAAACUAUUUACCAAAACAACAACCCUUUAUUUAGUAUUAAUAAUCAAGUCUUUUAUGCCUUUUACAGCACCUAAGGGAAUAAAAUCCUCAUGGACAAGACUGGAGACAGGAUAUGUCAUAAAAUUAAACCUCUCACUUAGAAUGAUACAAAAUGUACUUGUUCCUCUCAGUCUUCCAGGUUUUAAUUAAAAAUAGUUGUUUAUGAUUUGUCACAUCAUAAUUUAAAAAGCAAGCUAUGAAAGGAAGUAUGCAUCUUUCCAAGCAAAAGAUGUACUGGCUUAUUCCAUUAUAACAGUAUCAAAUAGCAACUCUAUCUUAGCUGGAUUGAGCUUCAGAUAAAAAUAGAUCAUUUUCCAAAUUAGCACCUAUUUUUUAAAAAAAGUAUGUACAUCCUUUAUGCCUUAAAAUGCAAUACAAGUGAACAAUAAACUAAAAAAGUAGUUACUGUAGUUGAUGCAUUAUGAAACGUCAGACCAUUUUCUCCUGAUGUUCUGCUUUUAGAUAAGCUUGGUAAGUAUACAGCAAUGGUAAAAAUGUAGCUCUUGGAGUUUGAAAAGUGUGUACCAAUUACAGUUAUUUAAAUAGUGACAUUGUUUCCAUAGUCUUGUUAAAUUUCACUAUCAGAAGCUUAGAUAGUGACUAAGAUAACAUAAUAGUAAUAAAGAGAGACACUGCUACUUUAUAUUGUUUGUGGUCUCUGCUGAGAGACAGCCCUAAAUGGUUGAAAGAUCUAUCAUAUCUAUCUUUUCUAAGAAAGCACAAGUGUAAGCGCUAGUACAGGCAUAUCCAACUCAGUAUUAAAGCCUUUACAAAUACAGUACUCCGAGCUCAUGUAUUAUUUUAUGCCCAGAUCCAUUUCAAUGGGAGGACUGCACUAGAAUACAUUCUGCAAAUUAACUGCCCAGCUGAGCAGACUCCCUUUUACAAGCUGCCUAAAUCAACAUACAGAAAAAAUAAGGCCCCCAAAAGCCAUAAAACUUACAGUCUCUGUAUUUAUGCAACAGUGUUGCAGCUGCAGAAUAGUUCUGUACAUGGAAUCCUCAUAAAGGAGACUACUUGUUUAAUAGAUUGACUUCUAGGUCAACAGUUUGAUUGAAACACCCUCUUAAUAACAAUGUGUUUCAAAUCUUGCAGAAAAGGUUUCUACAGUCUUCCAGAAAUUCUUCCACCUUGGGAAGAUGAGUGAAAUCAAAUCAACACCAUAAGGGCUCCAUAUUUCAAACAAACAUCACAAAAAGACAUGAACAAAGCAAACACUGCAAGUGAAAGUUGGUCAGUUCUAUAAAGUAUCACCAGACCUGCCUCUCUUUUGGAGCGAUAAAACACAAUGCCUUUAAGUCAAACUACGGAAAUCAAAAGUGCAGUGCCAGAAACAGACUGUAUAGAGUAAAGUGAUUAAUGUCAAGCAUUUGAAUUGUUGUUCCUUAUCAUUUUCAGAGUUUAUUUGUUUCAAAGUGGUGUCAGCACGCUGGCAGGAUGUUCACUUGCAGAAGCAUGAAAAGACUUUCUGCAAGCUGACCUAUUUCCUGGCUCAUCAUUACCAUUUUGGGUAGCUCUGCAGUAUGCUAGCAAAAAGUAGCUUCCUUUUUCUAAAAUGGGGAAAGUAUCUAAUAGGGAAGCUACUCGAUCAUUAGUUCAAGCCAGCAAAAUGGCAGCAGAAACAACUUACGUAGGCAAUAAGAUGCCUUCCGCUAGGCCUUGAACUAGCACAUGUCCUUAGUUUACCGAAAUACGCCUACAGAGAAUAGAGAACUGACACUUGUAGAAGGGAAGAACACUUCAUUUUGUUGUGAUUGUUGGUUUCUUUGCUUUUUCUUAAAGCACUGGCAAACUCGAGACUUAAAGGAAAUGUAAAACAGUUGUAGACUUGUCUGAAUGAUUAUUAAAUGGAUACUAGAAAAAUCUUUGCUGCAAGACUUUUUUUCAGAAUCCUGCUGGAGAGCAUCCCUUUCUAUCUGUGCUGAGCAUGAAACUACUUUAAAUUCACACUAGGUUGCCUCAGCACAGACAUGAAGAAGAACACAGGCUCC